AUGGAGACAACGCUCCCAUUUCCCUUCCUUAUUAGUGUCCCAAGCACCGGCUUGGAGAACAUCGAGGGCCUUACGCGCGGAGAGCUCUCCGUUCUAGGAUGCCCCUUCAUCGAGGCCGAUUCUAACCUCAAAGACGAGACAUGGCGCUCUCUCCGCCGAAACAACGCCGAUUUCCACCCUCACUUCGAUGUGAGCAAGCUCGAAUCCAAGGAUGACAUCCUGAACCUGCUCGAUCGCGGAGCACGCAGAGUCUUCGUGCCGGUCGAGAAGUUUUCCGAGUACGAGAACGAGGAAUUCGUCGCUCGCGUAGCACCCGUCGUCACCACGCCGGAUUUGUCCGUCGCUAAGCCGCAAGGGCUGCUCAUUACCGGCUUCGACCCCGCGGCGCAAGAUCUCGAGAAGUUUACGGAGGAGUGCAAGGCGAAGAAGGUCAAGGACCUCUUUAUUAAGCCUGUCAAUGGAGUGGAUCUGGAGAAGUUCGUAGAGUUCGCCAAGAAGUGUUCUGCCGUCGCCAUUCUUCCUUCCAAUCGCCUGACUACUGACAAGGCCGACUCGUCCAAGCUUCUAUUGUCUAAGCUUAUCGCUUCCUAUUGGAAAUCUGAUCGCGCAGACGGCCUCAUCCCUACUGUGGUGUGCGAUGAGGGUGGCAUUGCCCUUGGCAUGGCUUACACGAGUGAGGACAGCAUUGGCGAGGCUAUACGGUCCCAGGCUGGCGUUUACCAAAGCCGGAAGAGAGGCCUAUGGGUCAAGGGUCUUACCUCUGGCGACACACAGGAGCUUCUAGGCAUUGGAUUGGACUGCGAUAAUGACACACUAAAGUUCACGGUGAAGCAGACUGGCCGAUUCUGCCAUCUUCCUCAGUCUGGAUGCUUUGGAAACCUAUCUGGGGUGUCCAAGCUAGAGAAGGUUUUGGAAUUGAGGAAGGAGUCCGCACCGGCUGGCUCCUACACGGCCCGCCUCUUCUCUGAUGAGAAGCUUUUGCGCGCUAAGAUCAUGGAGGAGGCUGAGGAGCUUUGCGAUGCCAAGACCGCGAGCGAGAUCGCUUUCGAGGCCGCUGAUUUAAUCUACUUUGCUCUCACGCGAGCCGUUGCCGCCGGAGUUUCGCUCUCUGAUAUCAACCGCAGUCUUGACGAGAAGAGCUGGAAGGUCAAGAGGAGAAAGGGGGAUGCGAAGGGCAAGUGGGCUGAAAAGGAGGGCAUUAAAACGGAAGGUACUUCUACUGCUGCUCCCGUGGCUGCCCCCGCCGCCGCCCCGGCCCCUACGCAAGAGCCCAAGAAUGACCGCAUCCUCAUGAAGAGGAUAGACGCUGCAAACUCCGCGGAGCUUACUCAAGCCUUGAAGAGGCCGUCUCAGAAGUCUAGUGAAACGAUUAUGAAGAUCAUUGUGCCCAUCAUUGAUGAGGUGAGGAAGGGAGGUGAUAAGGCGGUGUUGUCCUACACCCACAAGUUCGAGAAGGCAACUUCUCUGACUUCUCCUGUUUUGAGAGCACCUUUCCCUAAAGAACUUAUGGACAUACCCCCCGAGACUAUAGAGGCUAUCGACACUUCGUUUGAAAACAUCCGCAAGUUCCACGCCGCACAAAAGGAGGAAAAGCCCCUCAAGGUUGAAACCAUGCCCGGCGUGGUGUGCAGCCGAUUUUCUAGGCCAAUUGAGGCAGUAGGCCUUUACAUUCCAGGCGGCACAGCAGUUCUUCCCAGUACCGCCCUCAUGCUCGGUGUCCCCGCCAUGGUCGCCGGCUGCAAGAAGAUUGUAUUCGCUUCCCCCCCUCGAUCCGACGGUAGGAUCACGCCUGAAAUCGUCUACGUUGCCCACAAGGUCGGCGCCGAGAGUAUUGUCCUUGCCGGCGGUGCCCAGGCCGUCGCUGCCAUGGCCUACGGUACGGAGAGCGUGUCCAAGGUCGACAAGAUCCUCGGUCCUGGUAACCAGUUCGUCACGGCGGCCAAGAUGUUUGUUAGCAAUGACACCAAUGCUGGUGUGAGCAUCGACAUGCCUGCCGGUCCCUCUGAGGUUCUUGUCAUUGCUGACAAGGAUGCCGAACCCGCGUUUGUGGCGUCCGAUCUGCUUUCCCAGGCCGAGCACGGCGUCGACAGCCAGGUUAUCCUCAUUGGUGUUGAUCUAAGUGAGGAGAAGCUCAAGGCGAUCGAAGACGAGGUUCACAACCAAGCCGUGGCACUCCCCAGGGUGGAUAUUGUCCGCGGUUCCAUCGCCCACUCGAUCACCAUUUCCGUCAAGGAUGUUGAUGAGGCCAUGCGCAUCAGCAACGAGUAUGCUCCUGAGCAUCUCAUCCUCCACCUCAACGACCCAGAGGCCGUAGUUGAGAAGGUUACGAAUGCUGGUAGCGUUUUCAUUGGCCAGUGGACUCCCGAGAGCGUGGGCGAUUACUCUGCCGGUGUCAACCACUCCCUGCCAACCUACGGCUACGCGAAGCAAUACUCGGGCGUCAACCUCGCUUCCUUCGUCAAGCACAUCACGAGCUCUAACCUCACGGCCGAGGGUCUCAAGAACGUCGGUACAGCCGUCAUGCGCCUUGCCGCUGUUGAGGAGCUGGAGGCCCAUCGCCGCGCUGUUAGCAUCCGACUUGAGCAUAUGGCUAAGAAGGCCCAGGCGUAA
Scedosporium apiospermum is the source of this 2610-nucleotide messenger RNA. Its product is annotated as Histidine biosynthesis trifunctional protein. Gene Ontology annotation, biological process: L-histidine biosynthetic process. Gene Ontology annotation, molecular function: phosphoribosyl-ATP diphosphatase activity; metal ion binding; NAD binding. The record is from RefSeq and is a predicted model, not a curated record. Lineage: Eukaryota; Fungi; Ascomycota; Sordariomycetes; Microascales; Microascaceae. Gene Ontology annotation, cellular component: cytoplasm. The coding region runs from base 1 to 2610 and encodes 869 amino acids. The transcript is spliced from 2 exons.